AAAGUGGAAGUAACUUUAAAUUGCGUUAUAUAGAGAUUAUCGUCGUUAAAGAAAGUCACUCUAACCGGAUCUAUAUAAUUAAUUGGAUUUAUUUUAACCGAGUGACGUGAGUCUUGGACUUAAAUGCUGAGAGAAAAAUUUUCCCUCGCCGUCUCAUAACGUAUUUGAAACUUGGAAGACAAAGCGCAAAUUGCAAAGUUUUCACAGCAAACAUACGUAUCUAAUGUACAAAAUUAAAAAGAUGUUUGCAAAGCUGAUAAAUUAUUCCCAGUUUAUUUAUUUCCGAAAUAUUACGUCCCCAUUACGUCAACAAAUUCUGUUGAAUAAUAACCAUAAAAAAAAACUAUCGAUAGUGUAACUUUAUUUUGACGGAUCGUCACAACUUCAGGUCUUAACAAAGACAACGACAAGCACCGAACAUCUCGUGCUUGACAUUUCCAUCAUUUACAAUUCAAAAUCUAAAUUUUCAAGUGUAAUUUUCCUAAAUUACGGAUGAACUCGCGCUGCGAAUAGAAUAAUGCAUUAUUGAUCACGAAGGAGAACAAACGGGCACGACAGCUGCAGCCGGGAUCUAAAUUUGUUAAAGCAAAUCAAUGAUCUAGCCUCUGGUACCGAUGAUUAAUUUGCCUUGUAACGCGGCCUCGAUGUCACAGGUCACGCCCUGUCAGAACGUACCCGUGCAGACGAGUCAGUAUAAUUUUCCAACAUGUCAACAACGGCAAACCAGCACUCAGCAGAUGCAAACUGCAGCAUGCGGUCCGUACUCCGGAACUUCUCAAGGAGGAACCUUCACCCACGUUUGCCAGCAAUGUGUACCGGGUGCAUCGCAACCAGUGACAAAUCCAUGUCGUUCAAUUUUUCAAGGUCUACCGCCAACUCAUCCCGGCUGCGGCCAGCUGCCACAGAAUAUUUUAGACCAGAUUCGUGCGUGCGUUAACAAUACCGCACCCAUCUUCAUCUUACCCGGCCAACCAUCGCCGGCAUCCCAACAGCAGCAGCAGCAGCAGCAGCAACAACAACAGCAGCAGCAACAGCAACCAUCCAUGCCUCCUUUGGCACCUCAAAUAGCGUCCUCGCUUCCAGUAGCAUAUCCACCGAGUGGAUUAACUUAUCCUACUGCCUGUUAUCCAUCUCCACCACCGCAAUUCUAUCCCUAUCCCAUGCCUGUGCCGUUCUGCGAUCCGUUUAUUCGCACUCGUGAAGCCAUGCCAAAUUGCGGAUGUUGCCGGAAAGGAGACGUUGACACGGCAGAAAUCAGAAACGUCUUACGCGCCGGCUGUCGUUACGACGCCGCUGAUCUGGACGAGCAUCGUUGCACGCCAACCGUCGAUGAUACCGUUUGCUCGAAAAGGACCUGUCCAUCUUCGUUACAUCUGCAAGCUCUAGCAUCUCAAUUUUUGUCAAUGCAGGGCAUCAUACCGUGCGCCGCCACACGACUGGUAUUACGUAAAGUGCCAGGUUCGAAUGUGACCACAACCAUGGAGGACACGAUGACAAGGGCGCAGAAGGCGAUAAGUACUCUGACGAAAGAUCAGUUGUUGUCGGAAUCGAGGAAUGCGCAGCAAGUGAGCACACUGAUCAAUCUACACAUGACGGCCAAUCCACCACCGAACAUCAUCCCGAUUCUCACACUAGUACAGCUGAAGAUGAAUCUGUUGAAGACACAGGUCGAGGGACUUGUUAAUCAGAAGAUAAUGGAGAUUCAAGGAGUCGGUAUAGAGGUGGAGACCGAUCUCAUAGAUCCCACGAUCCUCGCCCUCAAAUCCGACGCUGAGCUGCGGGACUUCCUGUCGGCGCUACGGCAGAAAGAAUGCGAUGAGCGAGUGAACGUAAAUUUUGCACCGUACCGCUCGCAGCGUGCGAUCGCGGAGACUCGGCUGAGCAACAUUCAGAAUAAGAUCCGUCAAGUGGAGACAGAGUUCGAUCGCAGGCGGUGCGCGAUGCUGCCGGCGCCGACAUUGUCGUCGCGCGUCGUGCAACAAUUCACCAGGCCGUGUUAUUCAGCGAGAUUCGAGGAUCCCAGGAAGCUCUACAGCAUGUUGCCGCCAGACAUUCCUCGUUCACCGGACCCCUUCACUUACGUAAAACCGCGAAGCCCUAAGAGGCUACUGUUGAAGCCGUGUACGGCUAAACCGGAAACUAUUACGCGACCCGCUGCCGUUUCAGUAACUAGCAAGCGCGGUAAUCCUCAUAAAAAUCCGGAAGAUGGAAGCGGUGCUGACCGCGCAAAGGAAGAACGUCCCACGGCCGCGUCUCCCGAUCGGCAGCGUUCCAGCACGGAGAAUUGUGCGUGUUGCGACGGAACAACGUCGGAGGAGAGCAUCGGCGAGGCUAAAAAAAAACUCCGAAUCAUUGAAAUAGACGCAACGGCGUCGAUCAGUGAUGUCCAAGGGUUUGAACGCGACGCGUCGUCCUUGGUGAAGCUAACGUCGAACGUAUGCGUGAGGAUCGACGCGGAAGAAUAUGGGGAGAGAAACGAGAUGCUGACCAACGGAAUUCCAUGCGGCGCAAAAUGCUGGACGACCGAGGCGUGCAUCAAUGUCGUCGACAACGAAUCGGUCAAGACUUUAACGGAGUCUGAGAGUGACGCGAUUACGCUCGCGAUUAGUGAGAAGGUAGACGCGGUGGAUGUUUGCGAAGCGCGAGACGUAAUGGAGAUUGGAAGCAGCGAUCAGACAAAGAGUCGGCAGGAAUUUGAAAGUUCAAAUUUACAACAAUUUAAAAAACAAACGGAAGACGAAAUUACAAUUCCGAGGGGAAAUGAAGCGAUUAAGGAACAUGGCAUUGAGAUUAAAAGUUUGCAAGAUGUCUCGCCGCCGAAAGCUGAUCGAGAAGAGGUAAGAGCGGUAAGAGCUACAACUAUCGCGGAAGUCAUAAAUAAAGAUCUCAUUUCGAAUGUACAGGAAACGGAAGGAAAGCCAUCAGACAGCAGCGUAUCCACUUCGUCAAAGAUCAAAGAUACAUUAUCGAAGAAAGAGAAAUGCGAGGAUGAACCGAAAGAUAAAAACGGCGAAAUUUUACCAUCGACCGCGGAUGCGAUGGAACGAAGCACAAGUCAAGUACCGAUGAGCAAAAGCAAGAAAAUAAGAUUUAGCAUUGUCUCAUUAAUGACAAAUAUCGUGUACGAUAAAAACCAUGAAUAUGAAAGAAGGCAAAGGAUUAAGAAGAGAACGGCAACAAGUGAAAGAGAAAUAAAUACAACCACCGAUCCGGAUAUUGAAAAAUUAAGUAAUCGCAGUUCAAUAGAAAAUCUUGUAAGAAGUGCCGUCACACGCAACGUUAUCGGAAAAAAUCACUCGGAGAACAUAUUCUCAAAGAAAUUAGAUCUUCCAAAGCUCUGCUUCGAUCAUCAAUGUCAAACUAUAUUCAAAGAAGAUAAAAAUACAACCGUUGCAUUGAUAGGAACAAAUAUAUUUCCUCCAUUCAAAAAUCUGCAUAAACAUGUAACAGUUGAGAAAAAUGGAGACGACGUAGGAACUUAUCCAAAUCCGAUAACGAAAGCAAGAAUUACGACUACAAAACGGUUAACCCGCUGCAACGGUGUCACAGAAAGCACCUUAGAGACUCUUAGCAAGAAUAACGUGCCUUAUCAUUCCGAUGCGGAAUGCGAAGGAAGCUUAGUUUCAAAACUAUUUUCUAUAAUUAGUAACCGCAUGACCGCAUUAAUUAAUAAAAUAAUUAUACUCAACGGAAGAUUGUUACAUGCGAUUCGUUGCGCGAUAUUCCAUAAAAACUUAAACGUUGAUAUUCUUAGCAGAAACGUUUUGAUAAGCGAUCGUUCCGAACUAAUCUCGCAAGAUUGUGAUCCACUCGUCAAUGCUUCGCAUUAUUCUUUAAAUUAUAAAAUUCCCAGAAUUAGCAAGCAUGAUGUUUCAGAUACAAAUUUAUUAUGGAUUUCUACAAAAGAAGGAUAUAAUAGAUUACACAAAAUAAAACAUUCAAUAAUUGAAGAUCAAAAACACGAUAGAAAAUACUUGAUCGGUUCAUCAAAUCACAAUCGUGACCUGAUACUAACGCGUGAUUUAGGUCGACCGUACAAAGUGCAGAAGAGUCUCUUGAUACGUAGUCGAUUGAAAAAUUCUUUAAAUUCGCAGGAUUACCCGCAUCCUUUUUCUCUUUUGAAACAUACUGGGGAAAAUGUACUUCAAUCUCGUCAAGCGAAAUGUAACAAGAACAUAGAAACGAUCAAAAAAAACAAAAGACCCGAACUGAAGAGUAGCGAAAAAUUCUGGACAUUAUCGAAAAUUGUAAGAACAAACGGUAAAACAUCAGAAAUUAGGAAAUAUGGUGAGUCCGAAGAACAAAUUUUAAACGAAUAUUCACAGGAUGAUGUUAAAAAUAAUAACUUGUUCAACAUGCGAGAACAUACAGCUCUUGAUAACACUGCAGCCAGUAAUGAACUCGUGAUAAAUGUUCACGAUUAUCUCGAAUUGCAAACUGAAAUAAAUAAGAGUAUAUAUGAAAACCAUAGCGGAUAUUUAUUGAUAUCUAGUAACUGAUAAAUAUUUAGAAUAUACUAACAAAUAAUUAGGAAUUGUAAAGGUAUGUAACGAUUCUUUAUUUUCGCUAAAGGCUAAUUAAAGUACGCAACUAUAGUGUAACUUCUUUCCUUUAUUAAUAACUUUUAUUCUUUCGCCAGUGAUCUAUUCUGUCGUCGCUAUAGCUGUCUAAUGAGAAUUUUUAGAAUUGUGGCGUAGCAACAGUACGACGAUAAAUAUAUUUCAAUGCUUCCCCAAAAUCAUUCGUUCCAGACUCUAUAAAAGAGUUGCAAGAAUGAAAAAAAGUAUUUGUCACAUGUCCCAUACACUCGCAUCGAAUCAGCACACCAUACCGUUACAACGUGAACACAUGCAUAUCAAGUACAGUUUAAUUCCCUUUCGUGAUCUUGCAAUCGCUCUCUAAUUUAUUAAUAUAUAUAUUAUAGAUUUCUUACAUUCUAAUCGAUCGAUUAUCAGUAGAAAAUAAACGGACACAUUGGUUGUUAUAAGAAAAUUAAUAUCGCAACAACGAAAUCCCGUGUACAUAUCAAAAUACACAAGUAACAAUGUCACAAGCGACAUUGCUUUAUAUAUAUAUAUAUAUAUUUAUAUAAAUAUAAUGCUCUUCAACGAAUAACAAGAUGUUUUAUCUUGAAUUUAAAAUGUCAGAGACAAAAUGGAGAUGACAUUGGCAUUUUACAUGAGUAACAUGAAAUUUAUAUUUGGAAGAACUCAUGUGCAUUCGAAGAUUAUAAAUACAUACAAAUAUUAAAGUCCGCAAUAAAAAAAA
Solenopsis invicta (red fire ant) is the source of this 5268-nucleotide messenger RNA. RefSeq lists its product as uncharacterized. The transcript has 4 exons. The record is from RefSeq and is a predicted model, not a curated record. The coding region runs from base 615 to 4499 and encodes 1294 amino acids. NCBI's taxonomy places the organism in Eukaryota, Metazoa, Arthropoda, Insecta, Hymenoptera, Formicidae.